This is a messenger RNA of Pterocles gutturalis (yellow-throated sandgrouse), 1925 nucleotides long. It is a transcript of the gene MED15, whose product is annotated as mediator complex subunit 15. NCBI's taxonomy places the organism in Eukaryota, Metazoa, Chordata, Aves, Pterocliformes, Pteroclidae. The record is from RefSeq and is a predicted model, not a curated record. Gene Ontology annotation, biological process: regulation of DNA-templated transcription. The annotation marks the transcript as partial. The transcript has 14 exons. Gene Ontology annotation, molecular function: transcription coregulator activity.
GCUAUGAGGAAGGCUGGUGUUGCCCAUAAUAAAUCCAGCAAAGAUAUGGAGAGUCAUGUGUUUAUGAAGGCCAAAACAAGGGAGGAAUAUCUUUCUCUUGUGGCCAGGCUUAUUAUCCAUUUUCGAGAUAUUCACAAUAAGAAAUCUCAAGCCUCAGUCAGUGAUCCGAUGAAUGCCCUGCAGAAUCUAACUGGGGGUCCCCCAGCAGGGGCACCUGGAAUGGGCAUGGCUGCUCGAGCUCAAGGAGCACCGAUGAGUGGGAUGAGUGGCCUUGGUCCAAUGGGACAACAGAUGAGUCUCCCAGGGCAGCAGCAGCCACCUCCAGGAACCUCGGGAAUGGCUCCUCACGGUAUACCUGGUGUCUCUACAGCUACUCAGCCGACCCAACUUCAGCUUCAGCAGAUAGCUCAGCAGCAACAGCAGCAGCAGCAGCAAUUCCAGCAGCAGCAGGUGGCUUUGCAGCAGCAGCAAUUCCAGGCCCAGCAGUCAGCCAUGCAACAACAGUUUCAGGUCCAGCAGCAGCAGGCAGCAGCAGCUGCAGCAGCCCAGCAGCAGCAGCAACAACAGCAGUUGCAAGCCGUCCAGCAGCAGCAACAGCACAUGCUGAAACUGCAGAUGCAGCAGCAGCAAAACCAACAGCAGCAGCAACAGCAGCAGCAGCAACUACAGCGACUUGCCCAAAUGCAGCAGCUGCAGGCAGCACAGGCUAUGCAGGCACAACAGCAACAACAGCAGCAGCAGCAGCAACAGCAGCAACAAAUACCACAGCAACAGAUACAGCAGCAGCCACCUCAACAAGUAAUGCAACAGCAGAUGCAACAGAUACAGCAGCAGCAACAGCAGCAGCAGCAACAACAACAACAGCAACAACAACAACAACAGGUUGCUCAGGCACAACAGUCUCAGCUUCCACCACAAUCCCAGCCUCAACCCCAGCCCAUGGUGUCUCAGCCACAGGCAAUCUCAGGACAAAUUCCUAGUCAGGUUAUGCCUGUUACUCUUACUCCACAGCAAUUAAAAGCAAUGCAGCUGGUCCAGCAGCAGCAGGCAGCAGCAGCAGUGCAAGCAGCUCAGGCCCAGGCUGCUCAGAUGGGAGCUUCAGGGCAGAUGAUCACCGCACCUAUGGCCCGAGGUGGGAUGCAAAUAAGACCACGGUUCCCGCCUACCACCGCUGUGUCUGCUACACCGCCAAGCUCCAUUCCUUUGGGCGGACAGCAAAUGCCACAGGUCAGCCAGAACAAUAUUACCAUGAUGUCAUCCCCAUCUCCCGUCCAACAAGCUCAAACACCCCAGUCAAUGCCUCCGCCACCACAGCCACAGCCAUCUCCCCAGCCAGGCCAGCCAAAUUCUCAGCCAAAUUCAAAUGUCAGUUCUGGCCCAGCUCCAUCACCCAGCAGCUUUCUCCCCAGUCCAUCUCCACAACCAUCCCAGAGCCCAGCAGCUGCACGAACACCUCAGAACUUUAGUGUCCCAUCCCCAGGUCCUUUAAACACUCCAGGAAAUCCAAAUUCUGUCAUGAGUCCAGCUAGUUCUAGCCAGUCAGAGGAGCAACAGUAUCUGGAGAAACUCAAACAGCUAUCAAAAUACAUUGAGCCACUCCGGAGGAUGAUCAAUAAAAUAGAUAAAAAUGAAGAUAGGAAGAAGGACCUGAGUAAAAUGAAGAGUCUCUUGGAUAUCCUGACUGACCCGUCAAAACGGUGCCCUCUGAAGACACUGCAGAAAUGUGAAAUUGCUCUGGAGAAGCUGAAAAAUGAUAUGGCUGUGCCUACUCCACCACCUCCCCCAGUGCCCCCCACCAAACAGCAGUACUUGUGUCAGCCACUGUUGGAUGCUGUUUUGGCCAACAUCCGUUCACCAGUCUUCAACCAUUCCCUGUACCGUACAUUUAUGCCAGCUAUGACUGCAAUUCACGGACCACCGAUCAC